GUGUUGAUGAAUCUGAUAAUAAAUCUGAUAAUGAAUCUGAUGAAUCUAAUAAAACUGAAUUUAAUAAACCUGAUACAAAUGUGGAAUCGAACAUACCACAAAUGUCCAUACAUCGAUCAGGAUUUAAAACAUUCUUGAAAAUUUUUGCUGGAUUCUUUAUUAUCUGCUUGAUUGGAGGUAUUGCAUAUUUUUUCUCUUCUCGAUCCCAAAGGAAGACAGAAAAUGAUCAAAGUAUCGAACUAGAAAUGAAAUUGAUGCCUCAGAUCUUUGGAUGGUCUAUUUUAUCAAGAAUUCCACAGGUCAUUAAAAAUUAUAAAUUACAAUCUACUAAAGGACUAUCUUUAGCCAUGUUUUUUUAUUGCGCAUUAGGCAAUAUCACUUUUUGUAUUUCGAUCUUUAUUUACUCUUUAGAAUUUAAAUACCUGCUUAUUAAUCUUCCUUGGUUAGUUGGAAAUGGUAGUGCUUUACUUUUUGAUUGUAUUAUUCUUGCGCAAUUCUUUUAUUAUAGAAAUGGUUCUAAACCUUCUCAGAAAUGA
Molecule: messenger RNA, 536 nt
Organism: Racocetra persica
Lineage: Eukaryota; Fungi; Glomeromycota; Glomeromycetes; Diversisporales; Gigasporaceae
Source: the annotation of a GenBank genome assembly